Procambarus clarkii (red swamp crayfish) is the source of this 1924-nucleotide messenger RNA. The record is from RefSeq and is a predicted model, not a curated record. Lineage: Eukaryota; Metazoa; Arthropoda; Malacostraca; Decapoda; Cambaridae.
UCAACGGUCGGCUAUCGCGCUGUGCCCGGGGGAGAGCAGAGAGGCAUCCUUCCUGGAGGCGGGACGAGUGCCACAGUGUCAAGCUCUCAAGUUUGCUUCGUGUGUGUGGCAGUCACCAUGUGUCCACGGGCCACGGCCGGCGUUCACCGCAGUCUUAAGGUCACAACGGCUCGUGUAGGAGAUGAGUGCGUGUCUAUUUUGAUCCCGAGGUAAGAUGAAUCCCCCGCGCGUGCUGGGAGUGCCACACGGACAGCAGCGGAGUCAGGAGAGUGCCUAGCAGAGCCACCCUUCAUUCCCUUCCCCUCUCCCUCCCCCCUCUAAGAGCAUCGCCUUGCGACGUCCGUUGUGUAGUGUGGAGGCGUCGCAGGUGCCUACAUGUGCAGGUUUUAUCGCCACCUUAACUGACUGACUAACCCAUCUGCUCGGUGGCAGGCCUCGGUGAUAAGACAAACGAGCGCGUCCUCGUGACGGGGUGUUGUGAGUGGCGUUAUCACUGAUAUGCAGGGUUGUGGUGGACGCCAGAGGAUACUUGCUCGCGGGGUAGUGUGACUCCAGCUGCCAACACAGGCAGUUGUCCUUCCUGUGGGCACCCACGUUACUCCUCGCUCAGCUGCCAUGCCAGCCUUGCUCUCUCGGUGAGAGGGGUUUUGAACACAGGUUAUGUUACCCGAGAAAUGACGUGGAACAAGAAGGGAAGAUGCUGUGGUACUGUGGUGGAGUGAUGUGUGCUCGACUGUGCCUUACCUCCAAGUGAUAGAUAUAUUUACAUGUGUGAAUUAUAAGAGAAGCAUUUCAAGUGUUUAUUGAAUGUAGGAGUGGCGCACAAAGUGACGAGUGUGAAGUGUUGAGUGAGGAUGUUAUCCACGAAACAAGGCCGUUAGGGCGGGCCCCCCCAGAGGUCAGGCAGCUCCCCCUUUUGCAAGACCUUUCCUGCUUAACCUGUGGAAAGACUUUCCCUGUUUGGAGCCGGUGUACUGGGAGGCUAAGAAUGGAGGCGCAAUACACCGAAGAUGCUCUGGAGGCGGAGGUGCGCUCCCCUCAGUCUCCCUCCUUCGCCUUCUUCAGGGACCAAGGCAACACCCCAAAGCUGAAGACGUUCAUCAUGUCACGUAUGAGUAAAGAGCACACAGCAGAGUUUCCGCUACAGUCACCGGCCAUCAGCAAGCCGAUGCCGGCCCUAGAGCCUUUGGACUACAGUGCCAGGGAGGGCAGACAAGACUCAGCCUCACCUAACUCCAAGUUACAUCCCAAGAAGCGGCCGAGACUAAGUGAUAGUUACGACACUGACCAUCAGACCGUCAUUGAGGCUAAAGACUUGCCGGCCAGCCCUCCAGACACACCAGUAUCCAUAUUCAAGUUCGAUGACAGCGAUGAUCUCUACGAUAGACUUGUGCGUCCUACCACUACGUCGACUUCCCCGCCAGCGUAUGGCUUGGGAUAUCUAUUAAAUAAUUUCUCUCCUGGUCCCCCCAGCAGCGUCAGUCUAGACAGUCCGAAGGCCCCGUCAGCCUUCAUGGCAGUCUCUUCGUCUCGUUUCGCGCACGAGGACGCUGCCUUGCCUUCAGGAGCGACCUUGACCAAGAGGAAGAGAAGCAGGUCCCCGGAGGAGACGAUGGUUAACGAGAGGCUCAGAGCAACCAGACCCUACUCGCACACUCUCGCCUCCGCUCUCGACCUAACAAAGGCUCACAUUAAGCCCGAGCUUACUGAAAUAAAACGCGAACUUAUUCCAAUUAAGCCCGAGCUUGCUGCGGCGUACGCGCGCUUACACCCACCGCAGAGAGGCACUUCGAUGUGUGGGAAUAGCGCUUACACCCACCUGCGCGUGGCUGAUGUUACUGGAGCAGUCUCCCAGUCUCCUCUAGCUCACUACCCUACUCACCCGGAAGCGUGGCGCGCCACUCCCUCCAUCCUGGAGGGGUAG